UUGAGGUGGUUCAUUGAAGAAAGGAAAAAACAGACUAUACCGAAUGCUGAUUCUGCUGCUUUAGUGGGAAAAAAUUACCCACAGGCAAGUGGCAAACAACAAAACUUUCGAAAAAGCAGACCUGGGAGAGUCCAGUGAAGUUUCAUAACGGGGACAGAGUGCACCCUGCUGCAUUUCCUCACCGAGAGGUCAGCGUGCAGGCAGCAGAGCUGACACAAGCCGGUCGCCAUGCAGCCGCUCCUCUUGGGCAGUAGGCUCGCCCUGGCUCUUGCCCUCCUCCUGGUUUUGGAUUCUUCAGUUCAAGGUUUUCCUGUGCGCAAAGCCACGUACCAGUGGGUACGCUGCAAUCCUGAUGACAGUUCUGCAAACUGCAUGGAAGAAAAGGGACCCACAUUCAGCCUGCUUCCAGGGGAAUCCCAGAGAAUCCUUCCUCUGAGGACCGACCCUUCUUCAAUGAUAAGACCCCAGAACUCCAAUUAUGUCAUCCCUCUUUUUGAGGACUAUUUUAUGUUUGGCUCUGGCUCUGGCUCUGGCUCUGGAUCAGGAUCUGGAAGUGGCUUAAUUGAAACUGAAGAAGAAUACUAAUCAGUAGAUGAAGACAAUGCAUUUUAUUACAACGUUCGGCCUCUGAAGAGAAAUCCACCAUCAGACAACUAGGACUUGGUCCAAGAUGGACCAGAAGAGAAUUUUAUUGUGUAAAAGAGUUUCCAUCUUGAUGUCAGGCAGUGCAUUCAAUAUAUUUUAUGUAUCAUAGUUAAAUAUUUUACAACAAAAGAUCUUAUGGAAACUUUAAAACAUCUGAAAAAGAAGUUUAGGUUUUAUUACCUUUUUUCUCUCGUGAAUUCUUAAAGCUUCCUUUAUCCUAUUGUCCUGGAAAAUACCUGUAUUUCCUUUGUAUCAUAUUAAACCAAUGUCAUUAUGAAAUUAACUGGACCAUUCUUGUCUAUAAAAUUGCUUUAAAGAAUAAAUUAUACUUAUUUUAAAAGUUCAGUUUGAGAAGCAAGUUGACAAGCAAUAUUUCAUAUCUAAGUCUUCAGAAACCUGACUCUGGUUGUGAAUUAUAGAUAUGCCUCUUUUCUUAUGUGAAACCCAGAUGCAACACAUGAUGAAUUUAUAGAGCGGCCGUUUGACAAGUCCAGUGUAAAGCGUAUUACUCUAAUGUUACCACUGGAUGUGUUUGCAGAGCUGGUGGACAUUGUUCAUUGAGAAGUAGGAUUGCUGUUAUAAUUAGAAACGGAACACCCAAAGUAAAGCACAGUAUGUUCUCAAUAAUUCAUACUGCUUUACUUUUCUCCCUGGAUAUCUAUGUAUUUUCAAAUCUUAUCCUAUUAAAGCAGAACUAUAAUCAACAUG
This is a messenger RNA of Mustela erminea (ermine), 1353 nucleotides long. RefSeq names its product serglycin (gene SRGN). The record is from RefSeq and is a predicted model, not a curated record. Gene Ontology annotation, biological process: secretory granule organization; negative regulation of bone mineralization. Gene Ontology annotation, cellular component: secretory granule. The transcript has 4 exons. NCBI's taxonomy places the organism in Eukaryota, Metazoa, Chordata, Mammalia, Carnivora, Mustelidae.